This is a messenger RNA of Colletotrichum siamense, 405 nucleotides long. RefSeq names its product Gastric triacylglycerol lipase (gene Lipf). The transcript has a single exon. The record is from RefSeq and is a predicted model, not a curated record. NCBI's taxonomy places the organism in Eukaryota, Fungi, Ascomycota, Sordariomycetes, Glomerellales, Glomerellaceae. Bases 1 to 405 code for a protein of 134 amino acids.
AUGUCCCCUCGUACAGUCGACGAGCACACUCGCAGGCCCAAGGGCUCAACAGCAUGGUACAACGAACAAGCACCGCCGUUCGCACUCUGGGUUGCUGGAAACGAUGACCUCGUCGACGGCAAGAAACUCCUACGCAGAUUCGAGAGAGGCCGCGAGCCGCAUCUCCAGGUGGUUCACAGCAAGGUCAUUGAUGAGUACGAGCACCUUGAUGUUAUCUGGGCUAUGGAUGCCCCGCAGCAGGUGUUUACCGAAAUCCGCGAGGUUCUGUGGAAGACUUGCAAUGCGCGGGACAAGUGUCGCAUUCCCAAAGGCUGCGAGGACGUGGCGAAGUGGGUGCCGCCAGCAGCCAAGGCCGUCAACGGGGACACAGAGGAGAGUCAGUCGAGCAGUGACGAUACCGAGUAG